UCCAUCUUCUUUGGAAAGUUGUUGUAGUUCGUGUGUAUUAAUAAAAAUAUGACUCGUCACGGCAAGAAUGCUACAGCAAGUUCAGUUUAUUCAUACCACGAAAAAAAGAAGGAUACAAAGGCAUCUGGAUAUGGAAGCGAGAAGAUACGAUUGGGGCGAGAUUCUGUAAAGGACUUCGAUUGUUGCUCGUUGACUUUACAACCCUGUAGAAAUCCAGUCAUUACUCCUGAUGGCUACUUGUACGAUAAAGAAGCAAUCCUAGAGUGCAUUCUUCAUCAAAAGACAGAGAUAGCAAGAAAGACUAAAGAAUUUGAGAAGCAAAAGAAACGGAUACAAGCGGAGGAGWCAGGGAAGGUUUCUGAAGAGGAGCAAGCCAAACUCGACUCUUUUAUCAGCAUGGAGAAGAGGAUUCUUACUAAACCUAGUGGAGUCUUUAAAGCAUCAAAAGAAAGUGUUACCGGUGCUGUACAUGAUUCACAACCAUCCACAUCAAAAGUUCAAAGUUCUUCAAAUGACAAAAACCUUCCAAGUUUUUGGAUUCCAUCUCUAACUCCCGAAGCAACUCCAACUCUUAUCAAGCAACCAGACUCCAAAACMUAUUGUCCYAUGACYAAGAAACCACUGAAAAUYAAAGAUCUGAUACCAGUUAAAUUCACACUUAUCAGUACAGAUAGUAAACCUUUGGUUGCAAAGACAGAGAGAUAUAAAUGUGCUGUAACUGGAGAUACACUUGGAAAUUCUGUUCCUUGUGCGGUGCUUAGGAAUACUGGUAAUGUAGUUACAAUGGACUGUGUGGAGAAGUUAAUCAAGAAGGAUAUGUUGUGUCCAUUCACAGGUGUAAAGCUCAGAGAAAAAGACAUUAUUCAUAUGCAACGAGGUGGUACUGGAUUUGCAGCUUCUGGUGUAAAACUUGAAGCAAAGAAAGGUGGUCCUGCAAUGCAAGCUUAGUUGUAUUGUUUGUUAUAUGUCCGACCCUGGUACAGUAUCUCAAAUAUCAAAAGCAAAUGCUUUCAUGAAAUUGACUACUAAUUAUUAACUGUUUUUAUUUGAACUCUUCGUACUUUCAUACCAGUUUACAAUAAAAAGGCAAACAAAACAAA
Exaiptasia diaphana is the source of this 1100-nucleotide messenger RNA. Its product is annotated as nitric oxide synthase-interacting protein. Gene Ontology annotation, biological process: protein ubiquitination. Gene Ontology annotation, cellular component: nucleus. Gene Ontology annotation, molecular function: ubiquitin protein ligase activity. The record is from RefSeq and is a predicted model, not a curated record. The transcript is spliced from 2 exons. Bases 49 to 948 code for a protein of 299 amino acids. Lineage: Eukaryota; Metazoa; Cnidaria; Anthozoa; Actiniaria; Aiptasiidae.